Molecule: messenger RNA, 1850 nt
Organism: Mercurialis annua (annual mercury)
Lineage: Eukaryota; Viridiplantae; Streptophyta; Magnoliopsida; Malpighiales; Euphorbiaceae
Product: peptidyl-prolyl cis-trans isomerase FKBP53
Exons: 11
Coding region: 93-1604 (503 amino acids)
Molecular function (GO): peptidyl-prolyl cis-trans isomerase activity
Source: RefSeq, a predicted model, not a curated record
CGGACACUAACCAGAAAUUGAGGGCAGUGUUAGGGUUUAAAAGAAAGAGAGUGACGAGUUAGGGUUUAAGAGCAUUUUUAUUUCUAUGCAAAAUGGGGUUUUGGGGAAUUGAAAUCAAACCGGGGAAACCGCACCCGUUUCACUCUGAUAAUGUUGAAGGAAGGCUUUAUGCAACUCAGGCAACUCUAGGCCUUGGUUCAUCAACGGAGAGGAGCGUGCUUCAGUGUUCUGUUGGACAUAAAAGUCCGAUUUUCUUAUGUUCCUUAUUACCUAAUAGAAUUGAAUCUUGCUCCUUGAAUCUUGAAUUCAAGGAUGAGUUAGUGGCUUUCUCCGUGAUUGGCUCAAGAAGCAUCCAUCUAUCUGGUUACUUUGUGUCUGAUGAAGGUGAUCGUCUCCGUGAUGAAUACAAAUCUGAUUCUGGAGAAGACAUUGCUGAGACAGAAUCAGAAGAUUCCAGUGAAAAUGGUUAUGAUGAUGAUGAUUAUGAUGUAGACUUCAUUGAUGAUGACGCUGAUGAUGAUGAUGAUCUUGAAAUGUUCCCGCCUUCACCUGUCCCCAAUAGCGGAGUUGUUAUUGAGGAGAUUGUGGAUGAUGAGGAAUCUAAUGAUCAGCCUAAACGAUUAAAGAAAAUAAGGAACAAAUCAAGUGACCGUGAGGACCAAAACAGCUCCAAAGGACAAAUUGUUGCUAGGACAAGUACUGAUGUACACAUUCUGGAAAGUGAAGAUGAAGACGGAUUUCCAAUUGAUGCAUCGCAAAAUAGCAAUGCCGCUGAUCAUGAACCUGAACAAGACAUGCAAAAGGACAAGAGAACCAAAAAAGUAAAGAAAGCAAGAGAUGACAAUGAUAGCGUUUCAGGAAAGAAGAGAAAGGAUAAAAGCACUGACCAAGAUGGUGAACCUAUAAGAAAAAAGAAGAAGGAGAAGCAGAAAGAAAAGAGCAAAGAGCUCCCUAGUGCUGAAAUAGAUGACGGCAAGAAAAAUAAUUUUCCAGAAGAUGUAAUCCAAAACGAGAAGGUGAAGAAGCAGGAUUCUCCUGAUGCUACUCCUGAUAAGAGGGGUCUUGACACUAAUGUAGACAGCUUACCUGCUGAAAAUUCUUCUGACAAGAAAAAAAAGAAAAAGAAGAAGAAGAAGAACAAGCAGAACCAGGACAAUGGGGAGGACACGAGUAAGAAUCAAACUGCUUCAGCUGUAGGAGAUGAGGCUAAGUCUGCUUUGGGGUCCAGUGAUAAUCAAUCAGUAGAUAAGUCUUCACAAACUAGAACAUUUUCUAAUGGGUUGGUAAUUGAGGAGCUAGCAAUGGGCAAACCAGAUGGUAAAAGAGCUUCUCCUGGAAGUCAGGUUUCUGUGCGCUACAUUGGCAAGCUAAAGAAGAAUGGGAAAAUAUUUGAUUCGAAUGUGGGAAGGGCACCCUUCAAAUUUCGCCUAGGUAUAGGCGAAGUAAUAAAGGGAUGGGAUGUUGGGGUUAAUGGCAUGAGAGUUGGAGACAAAAGAAGACUCACUAUUCCACCGUCAAUGGGUUAUGGAGAUAGAGGAGCUGGUGGGAAGAUACCACCAAACGCAUGGCUUAUGUUCGAUGUUGAGUUGGUUAAUGUUCGGUGAUCAUCAAUCUUCCUUUGUUUUGGGUUUAAACUCCUCCACUGCUCUAAAUAGGCAAUUCACUUGCAUGGAUGUUGAAAUCUUGGCAUUUAAGAACAAACUUGUAUGCAGUAGUAGUGGUUCACCUCAUCAUGUGUAUGGAAGGGUGUGAGCAAAAAUUUUGGCAAAAAUAUCAAUUGAACUGAUGUGAUUUUCUUACAUACUAUACCGGUUUUUGAAGAUCAAUGUAAUUUUGAAGUUGUGCUGGAA